This is a messenger RNA of Magallana angulata, 452 nucleotides long. RefSeq names its product P2X purinoceptor 7-like. Lineage: Eukaryota; Metazoa; Mollusca; Bivalvia; Ostreida; Ostreidae. Bases 48 to 452 code for a protein of 134 amino acids. The transcript is spliced from 2 exons. The record is from RefSeq and is a predicted model, not a curated record.
GGGAUCCCUCUUUGGUAUUUGAUAUUUUAGAAGAAUCAUCGGAGCAAAUGUCAGGGCAUGGAGGGUACCAUCCUCCACCAGGUGAUGCACCAUCUUGGUGCACGUGUGGAAAUUGUAGACAGAUGCCUUCUGACAUAGAGAGGGUAUGCUGUCAACAAAUCCCGGAGAACUGUUUUUCAUUAUUGCCAGACUUUAGCAUGUUGGUCCUAGAUGAGGCAGUUCUUUCAAUUGCCCAGAGAUACAGGGAAGAUGUUCUGGCAGUACCAAGGGACCAGGAUGUCAACAGGGGGUAUCGCCACACAGCCUACCGCCAGUUUAUCUUGUGGCACUAUGGUAGGUUAGGUGCAGGUAAUAGGCGUGUUGUGCCCAGCUGCUGUGUGUGGCAAAUAAGAGACAAAUUCCCGGACAACUUUGGACAAUACACAGGCUUUAAAGAUGGACGUUUGGCCUAA